AUGAGAAUUAUUAUCGAAGAGCGCCCAAACGUGCUAGACGUUUCAGAACUUUUGCGUCCGGAGCCAAAGUUCGUUGAUAAGGAGGUGUCCAAAUUUCGGGACUAUACAGUCGACGAGAGUGAUCCACUUAAGGAGCGUGUCCGGCGAACAUACAAACUCAUGCACACCCACCAAACGGUGGAUUUUGUCAAAGGACGACAUGCCGAGUGGCUCAAGUUCGAUCAUUUCAAGGCAACCAUCCGACAGGCGCUGGAAAAACUAAACGAUCUAGUGGACGAGUCCGAUCCGGAUCUCGACCUGCCGAACAUCGUGCACGCUUUCCAGACCGCCGAACGUGCCCGUGAAGAGUUUCCUGAAUUGGACUGGUUGCACCUCACCGGAUUAAUACACGACUUAGGUAAAGUGAUGGCCUUCUACGGAGAACCACAAUGGGCCGUUGUAGGAGACACGUUUCCGGUCGGAUGUGAAUGGGGUCCGAGCAUCGUGUACCGGGAGGAUAGUUUCAUCGAUAACCCGGAUGGUGAAAACCCCAAAUACAACACAAGAAAUGGAAUGUACGAGCCUAACUGCGGAUUAGAGCAGCUGACCAUGUCUUGGGGGCACGAUGAAUAUUUGUAUCGAGUAUUGAAACAUAAUGGCAGUACCCUGCCUGAGCAAGCAUUGCAUAUGAUUCGUUAUCAUUCGUUCUACCCGUGGCACUCUGGCGGAGACUACCAUCAUCUGACGAACGAGAAGGACGAACAAACUAAGCAAUGGGUCUUGAUGUUCAACCGCUACGAUCUCUAUACUAAAUCUACGACUCUACCGGAUAUUGAUUCACUAUGGCCAUACUAUCAGAGUCUGAUCAACAAAUAUUGUCCGGGGGAGCUAGAGUUUUAAAAUUAACGGCAUGAUUCCGAAUGUAUGGUAGGCUGAAAUGAAAGUCCUGGAAAUAUCGUAAUAUAUGGAGAAAAAUAAUAUAAUUAAAAAAUGAUUAAAAUAAAACCAUGAUGCAAAUGAUAGAAAUGAUAUAUAAAUGCAAAAAUUUAUCUGUUGAACAUUUACCUAGAAACAAUGUUUGCUAAAGCCUAGUUGUAAUGUUUAUAUCUUCCCAUACCAUUUUCUGUGAUGAAUAAAUCAAUCUUUAAUGCAACGUACCGUUUGUUAAAAAUUUUGGAU
Messenger RNA from Anopheles nili, 1158 nucleotides. Its product is annotated as inositol oxygenase. Gene Ontology annotation, biological process: inositol catabolic process. The record is from RefSeq and is a predicted model, not a curated record. The transcript has 5 exons. Gene Ontology annotation, molecular function: inositol oxygenase activity; iron ion binding. Lineage: Eukaryota; Metazoa; Arthropoda; Insecta; Diptera; Culicidae. Gene Ontology annotation, cellular component: cytoplasm. The coding region runs from base 1 to 879 and encodes 292 amino acids.